AUGAAACACGGCAUACCGACGGAAAGUCUUGAAAAAAGCCAUAAAUAUCGGGGGAUAGCUGGUCCUAUGAGGAUUUAUGUCGGAUUGCCUUGGUUUCUUACGUCUGGCUUGCAAACCCGACAUUAAUGUGGCAAGGAUAAACUUGCAGAAGAGACAAAGUGUGACGCAAAUGGAGAAAAGAAGGUCAAUUGGACCUUCUAUCGGGCAAUCGGCGGAAAAUGCAAGACCUUCCAAAGAUCGGUCAGUCUAAAGUGCAAGUGUGCAAAGCCGAAAAAGGCAAUCACUUGCGAGAACCGGAAACAGGUGACUUUACUUCAGACGGAGAAGUUGACGCCAUCAGGAACGUGUGAAUUUCAGGUCUGGGCGACAGAAAAGGGAAUUAGUUUUGUAGGUCUCCCUGGUGGAUCAAAUUGA
Messenger RNA from Protopolystoma xenopodis, 414 nucleotides. The record is from the annotation of a GenBank genome assembly. Lineage: Eukaryota; Metazoa; Platyhelminthes; Monogenea; Polystomatidea; Polystomatidae.